UCACUUGAAAACCUUCUGUUUGUUUUCAAAUGUGUAUGACCAUGCCUGAUUUUGCAGGCUCAGAUUACAAAAUUAUUAUAGGUUUUCAGAAGCACAUGUAUCAGUAAGUGUAACAAAUUUUUAUUUUUGGCUAUUGGUUAAUCAGAGCAAGACACUGGAUCUCCAGUUGGGCACCAGAUGUUUUUACUGAUGAAAAAAAGAAAGCAUUCAGAGCUUUUACAUCUUACGUUAUUACUUUGAUCAUAUAAGGAAUAAUAGUGACAUUUCAUUCUCUGGAAAGUAUGGUGAGGAUUUUCCUUCAUAUUGACACAAUAUAUUAUUCAAUGAAUCAGUUAGUGUAGAACCCGUUUAAAAGACCUGAAAAUGCAGUGACAGCCAAGAAGGAUAUUUUGAAGUUUGAAGUGAUCCCUAUAUAAAUAGAACGGAUCAGCAUAACUUUGGGAUAAAAUUAGCCGACAGUUUGUGGACUCUCCAGCAUGUGCCUGUUUGCUUGGUGCUGCUCUCCUGAUAAACCACAACAAAGCUUCAGAGGGAGAGGAAGGAUGGACGGCACCGUUGCCCCAAGGACUAAAUCUGCAGCUGCCAAGCUAGUUAAGAGAAAUUUCCUUGAGGCUCUAAAGUUAAAUGACUUCGGAAAAUUGAAGGCCAUUUUAAUCCAAAGGCAAAUAGAUGUGGACACAGUUUUUGAAGUUGAAGAUGAGAAUAUGGUUUUGGCAUCUUAUAAACAAGGGUAUUGGUUGCCUAGUUAUAAAUUAAAGUCUUCCUGGGCAACAGGCUUGCAUCUCUCCGUCUUGUUUGGUCACGUGGAGUGUCUUCUGGUGCUACUGGACCACAAUGCUACAAUCAACUGUAGGCCCAAUGGGAAAACCCCUCUUCACGUGGCUUGUGAAAUGGCCAACUUGGACUGCGUGAAGAUCCUCUGUGACCGUGGAGCAAAGCUCAAUUGUUAUUCCUUAAGUGGACACACAGCUUUACACUUCUGUACAACUCCAAGCUCCAUUCUCUGUGCCAAGCAAUUGGUUUGGAGAGGGGCGAACGUGAACAUGAAGACCAACAAUCAGGAUGAGGAGACGCCCUUGCACACGGCAGCGCACUUCGGUCUCGCAGAGCUGGUGGCCUUCUACGUGGAGCACGGGGCGGUAGUGGACAGUGUGAACGCCCACAUGGAGACCCCAUUGGCUAUUGCAACCUACUGGGCCCUCCGCUUUAAAGAGCAGGAGUACAGCGGGGACCACCACCUCGUCUGCCGCAUGCUGCUCGACUACAACGCCGAGGUCAACGCCCGGGAUGACGACUUUAAAUCUCCACUCCACAAGGCAGCCUGGAACUGUGACCACGUGCUCAUGCACAUGAUGCUCGAAGCUGGUGCCGAAGCCAAUCUCAUGGAUAUCAAUGGCUGUGCUGCCAUCCAGUACGUGCUGAAGGUCACCAACGUGCGACCUGCGGCCCAGCCCGAGAUCUGCUACCAACUACUGUUGAACCAUGGGGCUGCCCGAAUAUACCCUCCCCAGUUCCAUAAGGUGAUACAGGCUUGCCAUUCAUACCCCAGAGCAAUCGAAGUUGUAGUCAACGCCUAUGAACACAUCAAGUGGAACGUAAAGUGGAAAAGAGCUAUCCCUGAUGAUGACUUGGAGAGAUACUGGGAUUUUUACCACUCUCUCUUCACCGUGUGCAGUAACUCUCCAAGGACUCUCAUGCAUCUAUCGAGAUGCGCCAUUCGAAAAACGCUACACAGCAGAUGUCACAGAGUAAUUCCUUUGCUUUCCCUCCCAUUGUCAUUGAAAAAGUACUUGCUUUUAGAGCCAGAGGGAAUCAUUUAUUAAGCCUUAUGAGACAGAAGCUCUCAAUCCUAGAUAUUUAAGUGGACUCGCUGGGUAGACACAGUUUGCAUAAAUAAAAUGGUACUUGGAUUGAUUAUAACACUUCAGGGAUUUUAAAACACUUUACAAACACGAUGUCAUUAAUCCUAGGGUAUCAUGGUGAGGGGAAAUAAACAAGAAGUAAAGUUAAGCAUUCUUAGAGACAGGAAUGUAUCCAGAAGGUACUGACAUAACAAUAAUAACUAAUAUGUAUAGUGCACUUACUAAGUGCCUAAUAUAUUUU
Ceratotherium simum simum (southern white rhinoceros) is the source of this 2103-nucleotide messenger RNA. It is a transcript of the gene ASB4, whose product is annotated as ankyrin repeat and SOCS box containing 4. Lineage: Eukaryota; Metazoa; Chordata; Mammalia; Perissodactyla; Rhinocerotidae. The record is from RefSeq and is a predicted model, not a curated record. Gene Ontology annotation, molecular function: protein binding. Gene Ontology annotation, biological process: intracellular signal transduction.